Molecule: messenger RNA, 1760 nt
Organism: Chlamydomonas reinhardtii
Lineage: Eukaryota; Viridiplantae; Chlorophyta; Chlorophyceae; Chlamydomonadales; Chlamydomonadaceae
Exons: 8
Coding region: 246-1544 (432 amino acids)
Biological process (GO): DNA-templated transcription; regulation of transcription by RNA polymerase II; nucleotide-excision repair
Cellular component (GO): transcription factor TFIIH holo complex; transcription factor TFIIH core complex
Molecular function (GO): zinc ion binding
Source: RefSeq, a predicted model, not a curated record
GAGAAGCAUAUCAUUACGCUCAACGCAGAUACCACGCACGUCUCAUUACCAAGCGACUCACCGCCGGGCCUGCCGAGCACGGACUUGCUGCACACUCCAAAACCCGCACCUGCUCCCUGACGUCGGUCCUUACGGUGCCUCUCCCUCUCGUCUAUUCCGUUCCGGGUCCUUUAUAUCUCAAUAGAAAGCAAAGUCAAGCUAGAUUAAAUUGAGCGGCUGUGUGGCGGGCGAGCGCGCGAACUCCAAUGGCAGCAGCCGAGCGGAGAGACGACCUCGGGAUUGAAGAUGGAGACGACGACGACAUUGACGAGAAUGAACUGCGACGACAAGAGGAGGCAUACCAGCGGCAAUAUGAAAACGAGCAGACAUGGGAUCAGCUGCAGGAGGAUGAGCAUGGCAACCUGUUCGUGGACAAAACCGCGGAGCAGCGCGCCCGGAGACAGCGGUUGCUGUCGGCGGCGCAAAGCGCCCGCAUCCGCAAGGGCAUGAUCCGCUAUGUGCUGCUGGUGGUGGACCUGUCGCGCGCCGCCUCCGCCCAGGACCUGCGGCCCAACCGGCUAGGCUGCAUGCUGUCGCUGUGCCGCUCCUUCGUGCGCGAGUUCUUCGACCAGAACCCGCUGAGCCAGCUGGGCAUUGCGGUGAUGCGCGGCGGGCUGGUGGAGAAGCUGACGGACCUGAGCGGAUCGCCGGAGGCGCAGGUGGCGAGGCUGGAUGCCGGCAAGCUGGGCGCACCCGCCGGCGACGCCUCCCUGCAGAACGCGCUGGAGCUGGGCGUGUCGCUGCUGAAGCAGCUGCCGCCGUACGGGCACCGGGAGCUGCUGCUGCUCUUCGCGGCGCUGGCCAGCUGCGACCCGGGCAAUGUGCUGGACAGCGUCAAGGCGUGCAAGGACAACAACAUACGGGUGUCGGUGGUGGGUGUGGCUGCCGAGGUGUACGUGUGCCGACGCAUCACGGAGGACACGGGCGGCACCUACGGCGUGGCGCUCAACGAGGGACACCUGGAGCAGCUGCUCAUGGCGCACUCGCCGCCACCGCCAGCCACAGCAGCACAGGCCAAGGCGGAGCUGGUACGCAUGGGCUUUCCGCAGCGCAGCACGGAGGAGGCCAGCUCGGCGGUGUUCGUGGGGCAGGAGGCGCGGCUGCUGCCGGGCAGCUACACCUGCCCGCGCUGCCGCAGCCGCGUGCCCGAGCUGCCCGUGGAGUGCCACACGUGCGGCCUGACGCUCAUCUCCAGCCCGCACCUGGCGCGCUCCUACCACCACCUGUUCCCGGUGCAGCCCUACCACGAGGACAGCGAGGAGCGGGCGGAGGCUGCGGCAGCGGUGCAGGCGCAGCAACCGGCCAUGUGCAGCGAGGUUAUGACAACCACGGGCGCGUACUGCUUCGGCUGCCUACGCGAGGUGUCGGAGCCGGGCGUCAAGGGGCAGCUGCACCUCACGCUGCGCUGUGGCCAGUGCAAGCAGGUGUUUUGCUUCGAAUGCGACGCGUACGUCCACGAAAGCCUACACAAUUGCCCCGGCUGCGAGUUCCUGGGGGCCGGUUGAUGCCCCGAGAGUGCGAAGUUGGCAGCUUUUAUCAAUUUUGAGUGCUUUCCCAAGGGCUGUAGGCUAAAAUGACGAGCGGACAGCACGCGUCGCUAGCAGGCCGGACCCGUUGGGGCGCUUGCUACCCAUACAGCCGCUCGUCUAUGGAUAAUAUAAUGCGCUUUUGGUGCUAUGCUCGUUUUAAAGGGGCCUGGUGGGCUGUAAGUGCUGCCCACA